Molecule: messenger RNA, 7815 nt
Organism: Columba livia (rock pigeon)
Lineage: Eukaryota; Metazoa; Chordata; Aves; Columbiformes; Columbidae
Product: transcription factor 4
Exons: 20
Coding region: 722-2737 (671 amino acids)
Biological process (GO): regulation of transcription by RNA polymerase II
Cellular component (GO): transcription regulator complex; chromatin
Molecular function (GO): protein dimerization activity; RNA polymerase II cis-regulatory region sequence-specific DNA binding; DNA-binding transcription factor activity, RNA polymerase II-specific
Source: RefSeq, a predicted model, not a curated record
CGCGGCCCGCGGGUCCCUCCAUCUUGGUGGCCCCGCGCGGCCCGUCGGUCGCUCGGUCCGUCCGUCCGUCCCGCCCGCCUCCCUCCCUCCUCGUCAUUGUCUGCGAGCGGCGGCGCGGCGGCGGCGGCGCUUAUAAGGCGGCGGGCAUUGCCCGGAUGUGAGCGGCUGGCGAUGUGUCUGCCCGGGAAAGAUGCGAUUAUCCGCGUCUCCGCGGGGGAGGCCGCGCUGCUGAGGAGGAGGAGGAGGAGAGCGCUGUAAACUUGGAACAACUUUGGGACGGGCGGCUCCGCGCUCGCUCGGGGGCUUUUGCCUUUUUUUUUGUUGUUUUUUUUUAAGGAAGGCCGGAGGGAAAGUCCCGCAGCCGCCACGGCGCCCGCACGGUGUCACUCACCAUGUGUCUGUAAAAACAAAAGAGGGAAAAGUUGUCGGACCUUCUUUUUUCCUUUCUUUUUCUCCAUUUUUUGGUUGGUUUCCUGCUCGGCCGGCUGGGUGGGGAGCCCAGACCCCAACAAAGCCAGGUGUAGGGAGCCUGUAAACCCGGAGUACGCGGAGCAGCACUGACACACUUUGCCUGGUUCUGGAGGGUCACACACGUGUGAGAUAAUAAAGCACUUUGGCAGAAGAAUCCUUUUUUGUAUUUUUAAUUUUUGUUCAUUUUUUUUUCCCUUGGAAUAUUGUGACCAUAUUUGUGGCCAUUUAAGGUUUGUGUGAUUUUGCUAAAAUGCAUCACCAACAGCGAAUGGCUGCCUUAGGGACGGACAAAGAACUGAGUGAUUUACUGGAUUUCAGUGCGAUGUUUUCACCUCCUGUGAGCAGUGGGAAAAAUGGACCGACUUCCUUGGCAAGUGGACAUUUCACUGGCUCAAAUGUAGAAGACAGAACUAGCUCAGGGUCCUGGGGGAAUACAGGACAUCCUAGUCCAUCCAGGAACUAUGGCGAUGGGACUCACUAUGAUCAUAUGGCGAGCAGAGACCUCGGGUCGCACGACAAUCUCUCUCCUCCCUUUGUCAAUUCCAGAAUACAAAGUAAAACAGAAAGGGGUUCCUACUCAUCCUAUGGAAGAGAUUCGAAUUUACAAGGUUGCCACCAGCAAAGUCUCCUUGGAGGUGAGAUGGAUAUCGGCAACCCCGGAGCGCUGUCCCCCAGCAAGCCCGGCUCCCAGUACUACCAGUACUCCAGCAAUAACCCGCGCCGGAGGCCUCUCCACAGCACCUCCAUGGAAGUCCAGACAAAGAAAGUUCGCAAAGUUCCUCCAGGUUUGCCAUCCUCCGUUUAUGCCCCGUCAGCAAGCACUGCCGACUACAAUAGGGAUUCACCGGGUUAUCCAUCCUCAAAACCAGCAGCCAGCACUUUUCCCAGCUCCUUCUUCAUGCAAGAUGGCCACCACAGCAGCGACCCGUGGAGCUCCUCCAGCGGGAUGAACCAGCCCGGCUACGGGGGGAUGCUGGGCAACUCCUCCCACAUCCCCCAGUCCAGCAGCUACUGCAGCCUGCACCCGCACGACCGCUUGAGCUACCCGUCCCACUCCUCAGCAGACAUCAACUCCAGUCUUCCUCCGAUGUCCACCUUCCACCGCAGUGGCACCAAUCACUACAGCACGUCUUCUUGCACGCCCCCUGCCAACGGGACGGACAGCAUCAUGGCCAACAGAGGAAGCGGGGCGGCAGGCAGCUCGCAGACCGGGGACGCGCUGGGGAAAGCACUCGCCUCUAUCUAUUCUCCAGAUCACACCAACAACAGCUUUUCAUCAAAUCCUUCAACUCCUGUUGGUUCUCCCCCUUCUCUCUCAGCAGGCACAGCUGUUUGGUCUAGAAAUGGAGGUCAAGCGUCAUCAUCUCCCAAUUAUGAAGGUCCCUUACACUCUUUGCAGAGCCGCAUCGAGGACCGCCUGGAGCGGCUGGACGACGCCAUCCACGUCCUGCGCAACCACGCCGUGGGCCCCGCCACCGCCAUGCCCGGCGGCCACGCCGACAUGCACGGCUUGAUAGGGCCCUCGCACAACGGAGCCAUGGCCGGGCUGGGCUCCGGCUACGGCACCGGCCUGCUCUCCGCCAACCGCCACUCGCUCAUGGUCGGCGCGCACCGCGAGGACGGGGUCAGCCUCCGCGGGAGCCACUCGCUCGUGCCAAACCAGGUCCCGGUGCCCCAGCUGCCCGUCCAGUCCGCCACGUCCCCGGAUUUGAACCCGCCCCAGGACCCGUACAGGGGCAUGCCGACCGGACUGCAGGGACAGAGCGUCUCUUCGGGCAGCUCCGAAAUCAAAUCUGACGACGAGGGAGACGAAAACCUCCAGGACACCAAGUCUUCUGAGGACAAGAAACUAGAGGAUGACAAGAAGGAUAUCAAAUCAAUUACUAGGUCAAGAUCUAGCAAUAACGACGACGAAGACCUGACACCGGAGCAGAAAGCCGAGCGGGAAAAGGAGAGGAGAAUGGCCAACAACGCCCGGGAGCGCCUGCGCGUCCGCGACAUCAACGAGGCGUUCAAGGAGCUGGGCCGCAUGGUGCAGCUCCACCUCAAGAGCGACAAGCCCCAGACCAAGCUCCUGAUCUUACACCAGGCUGUGGCCGUCAUCCUCAGCUUAGAGCAGCAAGUCCGAGAAAGAAACCUGAACCCGAAAGCAGCGUGUCUGAAAAGAAGGGAAGAAGAGAAGGUGUCUUCAGAUCCUCCUCCGCUUUCGCUGGCAGGACCGCACCCUGGCAUGGGAGACGCCUCCAACCACAUGGGACAGAUGUAAAAACAGGUCCAAGUUGCCACAUUUCUUCAUUUAAGCAAGAGACCACUUCCUUAACAGCUGUAUUAUCUUAAACCCACAUAAACACUUCUCCUUAACCCCUUUUUUGUAAUAUAAGACAAGUCUGAGUAGUUAAGAACCGCAGACGCAAGAGAUUUCAGCAUUCCCGAUUAUUAAAACCGAGAGGAAAAAGACAAACGAGCAAACAACCAAGUGCAACUUGAGGGCCGCCUCUCUUUAACAUAUCACGCAGAAUGUCUAACGCAGUAUGUUCCGAGCUGUCCGUGCACAGCCUAGAGACUGAAUGGCAAUCUUCUCCACACUGUGGGACAAUGCAUUUGUGCCUAAACUUCUUUUGGAAAAAAAAAAAAAAAAAAAAGAUAUAAUUAAUUUGUAAGUCUGAAGAAAAAAAAAAAAAAAACUAUUUAAUUUAAAAUUGUAAACUUGCAAUAAUGAAAAAGUGUACUUCUGAAGGAAAGCAGAACGAGCGCUUUUGUUGGUGUGCUAGACAGCUAGUGUUUCUACUUACUGGAUAUUCAAAGGGAAGCUUUGCUGCCCAGAUCUUACAAAACCAGCAAACGUCCUAAUGAAAACGGAAGCGAUGACAUUAGCCAUUCCUUAGGGUAGGAGGAACAGAUGGAUCUUAUAGACCUAUGACAAAUAUAUAUAUAUAUAAAUAUAUAUAUAAAUAUAUAUUAAAAAUUUAGUGACUAUGGUAAGCUUUUGUUCCUUCGUUUCAGACUUUUUUGCUCCUGUAAAAAAAUAGUACUGAUUAACUUUUUUAAGAAGAAGAUUUUACUGUAAAUAAGGGUUUUUUGGUCUGAUUUCUGUCCCUCUCCCCUUGGCUUUUUUUUGGGUUCUUUUGGUUAUGGUGACCUGUAGUGCCAACUCUGUCUCUGGAGGGGUAGUGCAGGACGAAACACUGACCCUGACGUUGCUUCUCAUUCAUAAUUAAGAGUAGAAAGUCGUUUCUUGGGGCCGUGGGGCGGAGGGGACGGCGGGAGCGCCCCCCCCGGCCGCUCCGCUCGCCCCCUUUUCUUCUGGGAUUUUCAGAGGUACAAGGUUAGAAUGCUACAAAUCGUUACCACUGUGCCUUCCAAUGUUUCUAUCAUCGGGAAAAACCACACAGACCAAUAAAAACCACAAACCCAUGACAUGCUGGAAGUGGCUGCGAGCCCGGCGCGGGUGCCGCGUCCCCCGCCUGAGUCCGCGCUCAGAUUCGGGGCGACGGGGGGACCAUCGCGGGGCGGGGGGGGAUCGCAAGUAGCGUGCUAGAUCCGAUUGAUUUCCUUUUUCCGUUGUUCCGUUUCGUUUUUUAAGUGGAUUAUUUAAGUGUAGACCACUCGCUGCCUCCUCCUUUCUUUGUGAAAUGCCAAUUUUUGGUCAUCAUGCAGCAUUAUUCUAACAAGCCUUAUGAGUCCUAAAGCAUUAAGUUGCACUUUGUCCAGGAGGGGUGGUAGAGCAGGAUUUUCUCUGGCCAGUACGAAUGAAGUUUUUACUUAACAUAUUUAAUAGUAACAUAUAUGGCACAGCAGCUCAUCAGAGAACUAGCUUUGAAGUCUGGGCACAAUUGAACCAACUUCCAUAGUGAAUCCGAAUUAACGCCGGACUUUGGUGUACAGUACGAUUACCAGAUAGUGCUCCUAGUUAAGUAUUUGUCAGCAUCCUUUUGUCUCGAGUUCCAGUCUCUAUUUUUACAGCCACACCGACCUGGCGUGUAUUUGAAAUAAAACCGAGUCGGUUUUUUUCCCCACCUAUCAAUAGACACUGAAUAAAUGCCAUAAAUCCAUCCAACGGUCUAAAUGUUCCAUCUGUUCUCCUGUUUUGCCAGUUAUAUAGUAAUGAAAAGACAUUUGUAAAUUUUAUGCAACAAAUGGCAAACGUAUCAUUAUUUUGAAAUUGUGUAUGUAAAAGUUAUAUUUUUACAUGUAGACUCUUGUUAUUAUGUGUUUUAAUACAUUGUAUCGGUUCUUUUGUUUAUAAAAAUCUGUGUGGUUGAAAACAGAAAAAAAGUCUCAUUUAAAUGAAAUAGUGAGAUACGAGAAUCUGAAUUUUAUGUUUGUUUCUGAAAAAACGUAAAGAACAAAUAUGAUAGUUACCACGUGCUCACCUCCGACAUCCCCAUCCCCAUUCGGAUUAGCUGUGUGCGUGCUGAGACCUGUAAAUAUGUUCAGUAGCGAGAAAACUUUCUCAGUGCUUUGAUUUGCCGAUAAGUUUCUCAAAUGUGGAGGUGGAUUGACCCGCUAGGGCAGGCGCCGGAGGAGCCCCCAGAGCUUCCCCGCGGAGCAGGUUUAGCUGAGAGGGGGAUUAACAAAGCUUGAGCCCAGCUCUGCCGCUCCGCGCCGCGCGGCUUCUCCCUGCGGAUGGCGCCGAGAGCGCGAUGCCCGCCAACAAGCCAUAGAGGUGUGUUUUCCAGAUGCCGAGCCGGUGGGUCCCGCCGGGUUUCGGUCCGGAGACCGUCCCUGAGACGCUGAGGACCGCGCUCGCUGCCCGUACGAACCGUGCGAAACGCCAAACAAAAUGAUAAGACCAGCUUCGUGUUUAUUUACAGCGAUCUGUGGACAGAAAAUGAAGGACAAGUUUAGCUUCUGGAACUUAAAAGAAAUAAAGAAAGGUCUCGCGCUGAACUCAAGGAGCAGCUCGGGGUGAUGCUCACAGCGCCGUGGGACGGAUGGCGGCGGGAUGGAUCCGGCAGGAUGAUGCCAGCGGGGUGGAUCCGGCGGGAUGGAGCCAGCAGGAUGGAUCCAGCAGGAUGAUGAUGAUGCCAGCAGGAUGGAUCCAGCAGGAUGGAUCCGGUGGGAUGAUGUCAGCAGAAUGGAUCCAGCAGGAUGAUGGUGCUGCGGGCGAGAUGGAUCCGGUGGGAUGAUGCCAGCAGGAUGGAUCCGGUAGGAUGAUGGUGCUGCCGGUGGGAUGGAUCCAGUGGGAUGAUGCCAGCAGGAUGGAUCCGGUAGGAUGAUGAUGAUGCCAGUGGGAUGGAUCCAGUGGGAUGAUGGUGCUGCCGGCAGGAUGGAUCCAGCGGGAUGAUGAUAAUGCCAGAGGGAUGGAUCCAGUGGGAUGAUGCCAGCAGGAUGGAUCCAGCGGGAUGAUGAUGCUGCCAGCGGGAUGGAUCCGGUGGGAUGAUGCCAGCAGGAUGGAUCCAGCGGGAUGAUGAUGCUGCCGGUGGGAUGGAUCCAGCAGGAUGGAUCCAGCGGGAUGGUGAUGCUGCCGGUGGGACGGAUCCAGCAGGAUGAUGCCAGCAGGAUGGAUCUGGUGGGAUGAUGACGCUUCUGGCGGGAUGAUGCCAGCAGGAUGGAUCCAGCGGGAUGGAUGCAGCGGGAUGAUGAUGCUGCCGGCGGGACGGAUGCUGCCAACACCUCCCGAGCUCGCGGCCCUGACUCCCCGCAGGACGCGCCCUCGUCCAUGGCGGCUUUCAGAACCGCAGCUCCGCUCCAGCUGCCGCAGGGUCUCCAAAGGAACCCCCCGGUGCGUAAGUGGGGAAUUCCCCGUGGUCCCCCAGCCCAGGUAAGGCGUGUGCGGCUCGAGCUGCCUCCGUCCGAGGGGACGGGGCUGGCGAUGCUCAGCCAAGGCGCUGAAGGUUCUAUAGCAAAGCCGUGCCCUGCGGGGAGAAAACCGGGCUCAGAAACUCUGACAGAAAGCAAAAUCCGGAAUUAGCAGCUUUUCCCGAACUGAUCCACCUCCACAUUCAAGUAAUUUAUGAAUAUGCUGAAUAGGGAAUCUGUUCAUCUAGAACUUUUUUACCAUUUGUCUUCUGUGUAGCUGCGAGGAACACUAACGUUUCGACAACUGUCAGUCCUACCAGUGAUGCAACUUGUACUGAUUCAGUCUUCCGAGGUUUUGGGGGUUUUUUUAGGGUGUUUUUGGGGUGGGGGCGGUGGGGAAGGCGCCGGGGGCAGGGCUGGGGGGGUUCACCUUUGUAUCCCGCAGGCAGAGUACGACCCGUGUCCCAACGCCAACCACGCCAGGAAUGGCGAGAUUGCAGCAGAAACAAGCACAAAUCGAGAAUACCGCGAAAAAAUUCUAAAAAAAAGGGGAAUAUCGAUUAAAAAUAAGAAUUAGUCCACUGGUUGACUGGAAAAAACCACAGAGGUGGAAUAUGGAAUGAAUUCAUAUGGAAUAUGGAUUCCAACACAGCGGGGCACAGGGCCCGGGGGGCCCGACCUUUUCCUUUGGCGUUUCUUUUGUUCAUUCGUUCCUUUUAAUUUUGAUUAAAACAAAAAGAUGUUCUUUCUCAUGGGACUUGAAGUUGAUCCAUAUUCGUGCAGUGCUGGUUUGACCAUACUCAUUUCAAGUAUUAUAGACUUAUGUAAUGGUGAAGAUAUAUGAACUGUGGCCUUUUUCAUUCUUGUUACUUGUGAUGCAAUUAAGUGACGAUAAGAGAACAAACAAGCAGAGAUUUACCAUGUAUCAGUGCCUGGCUUUUUGUUAUAAAGCUUCGUUUGUCUAGUGCUCUUUUUGCUAUAAAAUAGACUGUAGUACACCCUAGUAGGAGAAAAAAGAAAAAAAAAACUAAAUUUAAAAAUAAAAAGACCUAUAUUUGGCUUAUUUUUCACAGGAGCAAUCCUUUUAUACCAGGAAUAUUACGGAAAAAGAAAAAAAAUGGUCAGAUUCUGAAUAUUUCUUCUUUGUAGAUUUUUGGAAUCAUUCUGAGUAAAAGUUUGUUACUUUAUUUUACUAUUUAAAAGACGUUAUUUUACCAUGUGUUAUGGAGAUGAAACUGUACGGUAGCUUUUCCUUUUAGUUGUAGGUCGCAACGGGGACGUUUUUGCGACUGUACACGUAGGCGCGGCAGUAAAAACGGGGGAAAAAACGAGAAAAAAAGGGAAAAACACACAAAAAAACACAAAAAAAAUGAACAGUUACACCUUGUUUUCAAUGUGUGGCUGAGUGCCUCGAUUUUUUCAUGUUUUUUGGUGUAUUUCUGAUUUGUAGAAGUGGCCGAACAGGUUGCGCGCUGGAGUUGUUCCCGCAGCGAGAGCCGCCCAGGGCAGCUUGUUGGGCCGGUACCUGUUUCUCAUCUGUAGUUACUCAAUGCCGUCAUGUACAUGACCGUUCUGUAGCAAUAAAUGUGCCAUUUUUAUAAA